UCAUGCCUUGUUCUGGGCUAUAUAUAGCCAGCUGCUUGUACAAUCCUUUAAAGUGAAUAAAUAACCAUCUUGAAUACCUAGCUAGCUAGAGAAUUAAGUUGCUCACCAAGCAUCUGUCAAUCAUCAUUUCACUCAUGAAUCCAACACACUCACCAAUACUUCAAGCUCUUAAAGAUGCUGAUCUUAUGAAGAAUGAUCUGCUGGAACAAUUUGUUCAGAACAAUCUCACCGAAGAAGUCAAGAAUUUGCUAUCUGCCUUACCAAAACAAAAUGGAUGGAUGAUUUCAGAUCAUCUUUAUCAAUACCAAAACGUUUGGUACCCUGCUAUACAUUUACAAGCUUUGUUGAGCAUCCAAAGAAACUUCCAAGCUCUUGAUACUGAUCUUGUGAUUGCUACAAACCCGAAAUGUGGCACCACUUGGUUAAAGGCAUUGGCCUUCGCUAUUGUCAACCGGUUCCGUUUUGAUAAUCCCAGUUCGAAACAAGACCACCCUCUUCUUACAAAUAAUCCUCACAUACUCGUUCCUUUUUUGGAGAAUUUUUACAUGAUUGAUCAACAUCCGGAUCUAACUUGUUUAUCUGUUAAUGCUGCAGCCCGGCUUUUAUCUACUCAUAUUCCUCAAGCGGCGUUGCCUGAUUCCAUUAAAAAUUCUAAGUGUAAGCUAGUAUAUCUUUGUAGAGAUCCAAAAGAUACUCUCGUUUCAUUCUGGCAUUUCAGUAACAAAAUGAGACCCAAGAAUAUGGCGCAUAGUUCAAUAGAAGAAGUUUUUGAGAAGUUUUGUGAAGGUGCUGUUGAAUUCGGACCCUUUUGGGAACAUGUUUUAGGGUAUUGGAAAAUGAGUUUGGAGAGUCCUGAAAGGGUUUGCUUCUUAAAGUAUGAGGAGAUGAAAAAAGAACCAAAAACUCAUUUGAUAAAGCUAGCAAAGUUUUUGGGUUCCCAAUUUUCAGUUGAUGAAGAAAAUGAUGGAGUACCUGAGGAAAUAUUGAAGUUGUGUAGUUUUGGUAACUUGAGCAACUUAGAAGUGAACAAGACUGGGAAGAUGCCGAUAGCAGGGUAUGAACUUAGUGUAUAUUUCCGUCGGGGUGAAGUUGGAGACCAUCUGAAUCAUUUAACUCCUGAAAUGAUAGAGCGCAUAGAUAAGAUCACCGAAGAAAAGUUUCUUGAUUCGGGUUUGAAGUUUUAAGUUUGUGUUGGCUGAUUAAUUGAAUUAUUUGCAACUAUGUAUGCAUGUGGUUCAGGUUCUUGAAAUUAUUUUUCCUGUUGUAAUGUAUCUCUGCAUUGAUCGGUUU
Papaver somniferum (opium poppy) is the source of this 1290-nucleotide messenger RNA. RefSeq names its product cytosolic sulfotransferase 5-like. Gene Ontology annotation, biological process: sulfation. Bases 135 to 1184 code for a protein of 349 amino acids. Gene Ontology annotation, molecular function: sulfotransferase activity. The transcript has a single exon. The record is from RefSeq and is a predicted model, not a curated record. Gene Ontology annotation, cellular component: cytoplasm. NCBI's taxonomy places the organism in Eukaryota, Viridiplantae, Streptophyta, Magnoliopsida, Ranunculales, Papaveraceae.